AUGGGUAUCCCUCGCAUUAAUUCUCUCUCUAAUUUAAACUCCCCAAGAUUUGAAAGUAUGGAUGCAAUUGUCAAUAGAAAGAGAAUGGAAUUACAAUCUAAAUUUUCAGAAAUUGAUGUAGAUGGAGAUGGAUACAUUACACAGGAGGAAGUUAAAAAUUAUUUGAAAAAGUAUGGAUUCUACAAAUGUCCAGUGAAUUGUACAGGUGGAAAAAUUAGCUUUGUCGAAUUUACACAAUGGAUGACAAGCGAUAAACCAAAUAUUUUACAAAAGGCUUUGAACGGAAAAUUAUCAAUUCCAAAUUUUCAAGGUAAAAUUAUUUAA
Molecule: messenger RNA, 324 nt
Organism: Naegleria gruberi
Lineage: Eukaryota; Heterolobosea; Eutetramitea; Acrasida; Naegleriidae
Exons: 1
Coding region: 1-324 (107 amino acids)
Molecular function (GO): calcium ion binding
Source: RefSeq, a predicted model, not a curated record